AUGAAGAUGACCAUCACCGCGUACCACCCGGUGGCAGUCUGGAAGUGGGACACCUCCACGGAUCCCCACAAGCUGUACCACCAUGCACAACGCAGUGGGACAGCCGCUGCUGGCGGCUACGACGACGAGGACGAGGACGAGGACGACGUGUGUGGCAUCUGCCGCCUGGCAUUUGAGAGCUGCUGCCCAGAGUGCAAAGUGCCAGGAGACGACUGUCCACUGAUCUGGGGCGAGUGCACACACGUCUUCCACAUGCACUGCCUGCUCAAGUGGGUCGACACCGAGUCGUCCAAGGGCCAGUGCCCAAUGGACCGUAGACCAUGGGCGACCGCGGACCGCAAGCCCGACCGCCUGCCGACCACUGCGGACGGGGCACCUGUCGCCUCUGUGGCGCCUGGGCCAUUGACGAGGGACGACGAGUCGUUCAACGACGAUGUGGAGCUUGUGGAGGGUGAGGAGUACAGUGGAGGCGAAGAGGACGAGGCCGACGGCGAUGAGAUUGAGUAUGACGAGUAG
Molecule: messenger RNA, 516 nt
Organism: Apiotrichum porosum
Lineage: Eukaryota; Fungi; Basidiomycota; Tremellomycetes; Trichosporonales; Trichosporonaceae
Exons: 3
Coding region: 1-516 (171 amino acids)
Biological process (GO): protein ubiquitination; positive regulation of mitotic metaphase/anaphase transition; anaphase-promoting complex-dependent catabolic process
Cellular component (GO): anaphase-promoting complex; nucleus
Molecular function (GO): zinc ion binding; cullin family protein binding; ubiquitin protein ligase activity
Source: RefSeq, a predicted model, not a curated record